Molecule: messenger RNA, 1562 nt
Organism: Gambusia affinis (western mosquitofish)
Lineage: Eukaryota; Metazoa; Chordata; Actinopteri; Cyprinodontiformes; Poeciliidae
Product: polypeptide N-acetylgalactosaminyltransferase 10-like
Exons: 4
Coding region: 117-563 (148 amino acids)
Source: RefSeq, a predicted model, not a curated record
CUUUAGAGCAGCUGCUCCUCCGUCAGUCGGAGUGAAAGUUGUCUCCGGCUGGAGCGGAGCUCCGUCAGGAUCCCGGCAGCUUGUUUAGUUCUUCCUCCCCGGACAGAUAGAGCGAAAUGCGGCGAAAGGAGAAGAGGCUGCUGCAGUUCACCGGGCUGCUGCUCGCCGCGGCUCUUUUCUUCCCCAACGUCGGCCUGUGGUCUUUGUACCGGGACCGCGUGCUGGACAGCGGCUCCGCGGGGUCAGCGGACGGACCGAGCCGGAUCUCAGCACUGCUUCAGGGGUUCAGCCAGAAGGUGGUUCAGGUAGGAGCUGACGGUGUGCGGCGAGUCGACUGGCACAACCAUGAAGCGAUAAGGAGAGACGCGGCUCGGAUCGGUAACGGUGAACAGGGGAAGCCGUUCCCUCUGACAGAAACUGACCGGGUCGACCAGGCCUACCGGGAAAACGGCUUCAACAUUUAUGUCAGCAACCGGAUCUCUCUCAACCGCUCCCUGCCUGACAUCCGCCACGAAAAGUUCACCUUCGUAAUGACAGUCGCUCAUCUGGAGGACGUUUGGUAAUGUGUUUAUGCGUAGAUAAAAUAACUAAAAAUGUUUCCAUCACAAAGACUAAAUUAUCUAGAGGCUUGUGUGAAGCUUCUGUCUUUGAAUGCUGGUGUAGGACAAUUUUCAGUUUUUCUUGUGAGGCCUUAGUUCAUGCUUCCAUUCCACUGAUUUUCCCAAAAGGAUGUUUUCUUUUUUAAUUUGUGUUCAUGAAAGCAGAGGUUCUUUGACCUGAGCUCCCCUACAAUAAUCUGUUAGUCCUGACAGAUACAUUUGAAAAAGAAAAUCAAUACCGCAACACAAACAGAUCAAGAUGUAGAUGAAUGAUGUUUUUUUGUUGCUAAUGAAAAUGCAGUCUGUUACAACAGGUGGUUUUAUUACUGCUGCAGCAUUGAAAACAAAUACUAAACACAACUUGAACGUAUUUUUGUUCUAAAUUGGCCUGCCAGAAUAAUCUUCUCAUCUGUUCCAGGAGAUGCAAUAGGUUACAGAUUUUCAAGAUCACAUCCAGAGACAAAACCUUAAGUUUCAAUUCUUGGACUGGAUGAUGUGACCUAAAGUUCAUAUAUAUUGUAAUACAGAAUGUUAAUUCAUGCAGGUGUAAAAAGUGAGGCAGCCUCUAACCCGUCUCCCUACAGCAGGACUAAAGCAACCAAAUUUGCUUUUGCUGCUCCAAAUACUCCAACAACAGAUGCAGUAGUAUAUAAGUUAAGUUAAGCAAGCAGCAGUUUGGGUGCUCAAUUAUAAACUGGCAGACAUAUAUGCAAAAAAACAAACAAACAAAAAAAACAAACCCUUUUUUAAAGGAGACAUAUUUUGCCAGAUUUACAUUAACACAUUUUUGUUCUUCCAUCUGUGUUCUCUACUGCUUCUAAAAAUAGCCAAAUGCUUAAAAAAAUAAGGCACAAGAACUACAUGUCUUUUGGUGUUUGGAAACUGACCCUGUUUUAAAAUCCUUGUUAAUGUAAUGUCACCUGGCAACCCCAGCAAAGCCCAUCCCAUCUCCUAGCAACCCAA